Messenger RNA from Choloepus didactylus (southern two-toed sloth), 5515 nucleotides. RefSeq names its product chloride voltage-gated channel 6 (gene CLCN6). Bases 38 to 2650 code for a protein of 870 amino acids. The record is from RefSeq and is a predicted model, not a curated record. Lineage: Eukaryota; Metazoa; Chordata; Mammalia; Pilosa; Megalonychidae. Gene Ontology annotation, molecular function: voltage-gated chloride channel activity. The transcript has 23 exons. Gene Ontology annotation, cellular component: intracellular membrane-bounded organelle; lysosomal membrane. Gene Ontology annotation, biological process: transmembrane transport; chloride transport.
CUGGCGGAGGGGUCCGGAGUGGCAGUAAAGGAGGAAGAUGGCGGGGUGCAGGGGGUCCCUGUGCUGCUGCUGCAGGUGGUGCUGCUGCUGCGGUGAGCGUGAGAUCCGCACCCCUGAGGAGCUGACCAUCCUUGGAGAAACACAGGAAGAGGAGGAUGAAAUUCUUCCAAGGAAAGACUAUGAGAGUUUGGAUUAUGAUCGCUGUAUCAAUGACCCUUACCUGGAAGUUUUGGAGACUGUGGAUAAUAAGAAAGGUCGAAGGUUUGAGGCGGUGAAGUGGAUGAUGGUGUUUGCCAUUGGAGUUUGCACUGGACUGGUGGGCCUCCUUGUGGAUUCUUUUGUGCGACUCUUCACCCAACUCAAGUUUGGAGUAGUACAGACAUCGGUGGAGGAGUGCAGCAGGCAAGGCUGCCUCGCCCUGUCCCUUCUCGAACUCUUGGGUUUUAACCUGACGUUUGUCUUUUUGGCGAGCCUUCUCGUACUAAUCGAGCCAGUGGCAGCAGGUUCUGGGAUUCCCGAGAUCAAAUGCUAUCUGAACGGCGUGAAAGUGCCAGGAAUCGUCCGUCUCCGGACCCUGCUCUGCAAAGUCUUUGGAGUGCUGUUCAGUGUGGCCGGAGGGCUCUUUGUGGGGAAGGAAGGCCCCAUGAUCCACAGUGGAGCGGUGGUGGGAGCCGGCCUCCCGCAGUUUCAAAGCAUCUCCUUACAGAAGAUCCAGUUUAACUUCCCCUAUUUCCGAAGUGACAGAGACAAGCGAGACUUCGUAUCAGCAGGGGCAGCUGCUGGAGUUGCCGCAGCUUUUGGGGCUCCAAUUGGGGGUACCUUGUUCAGUCUGGAGGAGGGCUCAUCCUUCUGGAACCAAGGGCUCACAUGGAAAGUGCUCUUCUGUUCCAUGUCCGCCACCUUCACCCUCAACUUCUUCCGUUCUGGGAUUCAGUUUGGAAGUUGGGGUUCCUUCCAGCUCCCUGGAUUACUGAACUUUGGCGAGUUUAAGUGCUCUGACUCUGAUAAAAAAUGUCAUCUCUGGACAGCUAUGGAUUUGGGUUUCUUCAUCGUGAUGGGGGUCAUUGGGGGCCUCCUAGGAGCCACAUUCAACUGUCUGAACAAGAGACUCGCAAAAUACCGUAUGCGAAACGUACACCCGAAACCUAAGCUUGUCAGAGUCUUAGAGAGCCUCUUGGUGUCUCUGGUAACCACCGUGGUGGUGUUCGUGGCCUCAAUGGUGUUAGGGGAAUGCCGACAGAUGUCUUCUUCCAGUCAAAUCGGCAAUGACUCAAUCCAGCUGCAGGUUACAUCAGAAGAUGUGAAUUCAAGUAUCAAGACCUUUUUCUGUCCCAAUGAAACCUACAAUGACAUGGCCACCCUCUUUUUCAACCCCCAGGAGUCUGCCAUCCUUCAGCUCUUCCACCAGGAUGGUACUUUCAGCCCCAUCACCUUAGCCUUGUUCUUCGUCCUCUAUUUCCUGCUUGCCUGCUGGACGUAUGGCAUUUCUGUGCCAAGCGGUCUGUUUGUGCCUUCUCUGCUGUGCGGAGCAGCUUUUGGACGUUUAGUUGCCAAUGUCCUAAAAAGCUACAUUGGACUGGGCCACAUCUAUUCGGGGACGUUUGCCCUGAUUGGUGCUGCGGCUUUCUUGGGUGGGGUUGUCCGCAUGACCAUCAGCCUCACCGUCAUCCUGAUUGAGUCCACCAACGAGAUCACCUACGGGCUUCCCAUUAUGAUCACCCUGAUGGUGGCCAAAUGGACUGGGGACUUUUUCAACAAGGGCAUUUAUGAUAUCCACGUGGGCCUGCGAGGAGUGCCACUUCUGGAGUGGGAAACAGAGGUGGAAAUGGACAAACUGAGAGCCAGCGACGUCAUGGAGCCCAACCUGACCUACGUCUACCCGCACACCCGCAUCCAGAGCCUGGUCAGCAUCCUGCGCACCACGGUCCACCACGCCUUCCCGGUGGUCACUGAGAACCGGGGCAACGAGAGGGAGUUCAUGAAGGGCAACCAGCUCAUCAGUAACAACAUCAGAUUCAAGAAAUCCAGCAUCCUCACCCGAGCCGGCGAGCAGCGCAAACGGAGCCAGUCCAUGAAGUCCUACCCGUCAAGUGAGCUGCGGAACAUGUGUGAUGACCACAUGGCCUCCGAGGAGCCGGCCGAGAAGGAGGACCUCCUCCAGCAGAUGCUGGACAGACGAUACACUCCCUACCCCAACCUCUACCCUGACCAGUCCCCGAGUGAAGACUGGACCAUGGAGGAGCGCUUCCGCCCUUUGACCUUUCACGGCCUGAUCCUUCGGUCACAGCUUGUCACCCUGCUCGUCCGAGGAGUUUGUUAUUCUGAAAGCCAGUCAAGUGCCAGCCAGCCACGCCUUUCUUAUGCUGAGAUGGCUGAGGAUUACCCACGGUAUCCCGAUAUCCACGACCUGGAUCUGACGCUGCUGAACCCCCGGAUGAUUGUGGAUGUCACCCCGUACAUGAACCCUUCACCCUUUACCGUUUCACCCAAUACCCACGUCUCCCAGGUCUUCAAUCUUUUUAGGACGAUGGGCCUGCGGCACUUGCCAGUGGUGAACGCCGUGGGAGAGAUCGUUGGGAUUAUCACACGGCACAACCUAACAUAUGAGUUUCUGCAGGCCCGACUGAGGCAGCACUACCAGACCAUCUAAUGACUCACUAAGCCUCGCACUCCCCGGGCCAGCGCCCCCGGCUGGAGCUGCCUGCAGAGGCGGCUCACCCACACCUGGCCUGCACAGCUGGCUGGGGCCAUUCCAGGGCACAAAAGGCUCCCAGUCGCUCACUCACUUGGAAAGCCCGGCAUUAUUGAACGCUCUGCCAGUCAGAGAUUCGGGAGAUGGUGUUGAACCGGCAAUACCAUCAAUAGUUUGGACUAUUCUGACUUUGUCGGCAAGCGUCUUCCCGUUUCCUGCCCCCUGUGUUCCUACCAUCCAGUGUUGGCAUAGGCCUGCCCCAGGCCUUCCCCUGCCCCUUGCUAGUGCCAGGACCAGAGGCGGACGUCAGACCUGACCCACGGAGGUGUCGCUCAGAGCAGUUUUCUGUCCUCCUUUGCUGCUUUCUUGGAGAACCCAGAUGUUGCCUUAAACCAUGGGAGGGAGUUUGGCCAAGGCAAACACUGGGGGUGCCAGCUGCAAAAUGCAGUUAAUUACUAAAUUUAGGAAUUGGGCACUGAGAAAACCAUCCAUGUUUCUGGAAGGCCUUCCUUCACUGGGUCUCUUAACUUGAUAUUUUCUCUGCUUCAUUUUAGAGAUAGUUUCUGCUUCCUGGGUGGGAGCAGGUGCCCUCACCUGCUCCUGUGGUUUGAAUCUCCUUGGAACCAGCACCCUCCAGAAGCACAAAAUUAAAUCCCAGUAAUAGUCUGAACUUUAAAUCUCACAAUAUGGUCAGAAAUGCGUUUGCUCUUAACAUUCCGCAAAUUUUUCGUUGCUUCCUAUUCACACAUUUUUACCCUGAUCUGUCCCUGGUCCUUUUCACCCUCCAUGAAUUUCUAAACUUCCCUUAACUUUUCUCUUUAUCUUCCUGUGAAGCAGCCACAACCUAGAGGAUUUUGGCAUCACCCCCCAAAGUUAACGAAAAGCAUGGCAGGCACCCCUACGUAAAACGCUUCACUUAGCUUGGGAGAAUGGUACAGUUGUUUAUAAGAUGGAAAGGAGUAAACUGAGCCAGUGACCACUAAAAGGUAUGUGAUGUGCCUUUAAAGCCAGAGUGUUAUAAAAAAGCAGAUGGUUUAUUUGAGGACAAGGGUGUCAGCCUUUCACAAACUUCUCUCCCUUCCCUGCUGGUAGCCACCAUCCCCAGCCUCCUGAGGGGCUCAGAAAUGGGAACUUCAGAAGGGUAAAGACGCCCCCUGCUGGCACAUGCCCCAGAGAUUUCAGCAUGAGACAUGGGAAACCCGCCUCGUUUCUUCCCGUGACGUAGUUUCUCUCCAGCUGUUUAAAAUUGGCCCCUUCUGAAUAGGCACCCAAAGUGAACAUUUAGGUAUCAGGCAUUUGCACUAUUUUUCCCUUCUUCUCUGUCUACAUCUUAAUCCCAUUAAGCAAUCCUGUGGCAGAUUUGUUUUGGACCCAAGGUGGAUGCAUUUGCAUUUAGAUUUUUUUUUAAAACAUUGGUGCCUGGUCCUGGUGAUGCUAUUCUCUAACCCUCAGCCCUGUGCUGACUUCCUUGGCAGAGACCGCCUUUCGAGCUCAGGGUGGAUGUCAGGCUUUGCCCGUUCAGGUCCUUGGCUCAGCACACUCAAGGGAAUAAUUGCCCUUAAGUGAGGAAGCUGUUCCAGGGUGUUUUCCAACUGCCUGGAACCUCCUCCAUUCUGCCCCAUUUUCUUAUCUCUCUGAGAAAAAUUAUGGAACUUCUAAAUUUCUCAGCUUCCCUGGAUGCACAUGACUUGUGAAAUGGAGAUGAUACUCCCAAUAAAUAAUUCAGGAAAUCACAAGGACCAAAAAAGGUAAAGCCCUCCCAAGGUGAUUGUGUUGGGCUGGCUGCCCCUUUCUUUCAUGGAGGUGCCCAAGCUUUACCACAUUGUUUCUUUUCUUAAGAAGGAAACCAAUCGCCUUAGCCAGGAGAAUGGUGUGCAGUCUAUCCCAGAAACAGCCCUCCUCUUUCCAUCUCUUACUGAAACUGGCAAAAUUGAGGUCCUGCAGGGGGACCACUGGCCUGCAGAGAUGAGUGUUGUUGGAAUUUACCCCUCAUGCACCUCGUGUUGUAUUUAAGUUCCUGUCAGUUGAGCCCACAGAUAGGAGAAUGCAGGACCCUCCGUCCCCUGCACCCACUGGAUGGCUGAGGGUCCUUGGAAGAGGCACCUUCCGUUUCCUUCCCUCCUCUGUCCAUGCCUGCCCUCUCCAGAUAAGCCCAAAGACAAUAAUUUCUCCACUUGAGACUAAAUAACGGCAAGUUUUGCUCCUUUGGUUUCUGUCCAUUAAAAACCAGCAUUUUCAGCAUCUUGCCUAUCACCCAGCCCCAGAGAGCUGGACUUCCAUUGUCCCCAGUGAUGUGGCACCCGAUGAAACGAAAACAGAGGGGUCCUGGGGUUGGUCGGGAGUGGGUUUCUGUGCUGUGUCCCCAGCUUGCUGCUUCAUGGUCCCCUGGCCGAGGUGACUGGGAAGGGGGUGCUAGGGUCUACUGACGGCAUGGCCUUGUUUAGCUAAUGGUUCCUGGCUGAAAUGGACAGUUGCUUGCUUGACCCAGCCAACCAUGUCGCAUUUCUGAGGCAAAGUUGUGUGGUGAUUUGGUCCUCACCAACAAGAUUGCCAGCAAGAUCGCCUCUGCAAGGGCCACAACCGCCCUCGUGGGUCCAGGCAGCCUUGGCGUGCAGUGCAGCCCCUCAGCGCCUCUGGACAGCCGCGGCUUCCUGUUUUCUGUUUGCGCUUUGUUUGUACAGUAAUGUUGGCUAAUUCCACUGUGUAUAUAAAUGGUAUUUUUUUUUAAUUUGUAAAAGUCUAUUUUUAUUUGAACUUCUGGAACUUGGAAGUUCUCGUUGUAACUGUAACGUCAGAAUAAAGUAUCUUCAUCUGUCUCCUUUA